UUUUCCUGUACCAUUCAAUUAGAAGAACGCUGGAUGAUAAUCUUCGUCUGGGAACAAAUGGCCCACAAUGGCAAUCGACAGCAGCAUUCACGAACAAGGAGACUCAUCUCAGAGAACUUCUUCAGAUAGGCGCGAUGACGACAUUGAGGAGUAUGCCGACAUCAUCCCUGCGAAGUCCAAAACUGCCAAAGGAGAUGAUUCGUCGCAACCAGGCUUGACAAAGCUUCCAUCCGGAGUCCUCAAUUACCAAGACGAUCCAGUGGCCCGUCAUCAAUCCAAUGUGGAAGUGCCCUACGAGAUUUACAACCGCUUUUCGAAGCACCGAAAACACAUCACUGUUGCCGUCAUUUCCUGGUGUGGUUUGCUGUCACCAAUCUCUAGCACGGCGGUCUUGUCAGCGCUCCCUGAGGUCGCAGCCGAGUACAAGACUAGCGGAGACAUUAUCAGUCUUAGCAAUGCGUUGUACCUUGUCUUUAUGGCCAUUAGCCCCUGUUUUUGGGGACCAUUGAGCCAAGUGUACGGCCGAAAAUGGACGUGCAUGGUGACAGCUUCAUUGUUUCUGGGUUGCUCGAUCGGCACAGCACUCAGUCCCAACGUGCCGGCUUUCUUCGUGUUCCGCAUCCUUACCGCUUUUGCCGGAACAUCGUUUCUCGUCACCGGUCCCGCUGUGAUUGGCGAUUUGUAUCAUCCUACAGAACGCGCGACUGCGAUGGGUUGGUUCUUAUCCGGCACACUCAUUGGACCGACAAUUGGCCCAGUUCUUGGAGGCAUCAUCGUGACCUACACAUCCUGGCGCGCCAUCUUCUGGCUUCAAACCGCGCUCGCAGGCGUCGGCGUCGGAGGUGCUAUAUUGUUCAUGCCAGAGACGCUACAAGAACUCAAAAAAGCAGACCUCGAAGGGCUUGCAUUCAGUAGAAAGGUCAGCGUGCUAUGGGGUAUGACGAACCCGGUCAGAGUUGUUCGACUAUUCAAGUUUCCGAACCUCAUCCUGGUGGCAAUCGCCAGUGGCUCGCUCGUAUGGAACAUGUACGGCAUGCUGACCCCGAUCCGAUACGUUCUCAACCCACGUUUCUCUUUGACGUCGCCGGCGCAAUCGGGCUUAUUCUACUUGGCUCCGGGCUGCGGCUAUCUUGCUGGUACCCUCGUAGGUGGCCGCUAUGCCGAUUAUACAGUUCGGCGCUGGAUAGCCGAGCGUCACGGACGACGCAUUUCCGAAGACCGGCUGCGCUCUUGCCUUCCCUUCUUGGGAGCCGUGCUGCCGGGAUGUAUGCUGAUUUACGGAUGGACAGUCCAGCAGCGCGUUGGUGGAAUUGCUGUACCCGUCGUUUUCAUGUUCUUGGGGGGUGUAUCGCAGCUGUUCUGUUUCCCCAGUUUGAACACGUACUGCUUGGACGUAAUACAAGGACGCAGCGCGGAGGUGAUUGCGGGCAACUUUAUGGUAAGAUACCUUUUUGGUGCCGCUGGAUCGGCUGUCGUACUUCCAGCAAUCAAGGUUAUUGGGGUUGGAUGGUUCAGCACCAUUUCUGCUGGCUUCUUGGUGGUCGGGGCUCUCAGUGUUUGGGCAGUCGCACUCUGGGGUAGAAGUUGGCGCCAUCGUAUUGAUGAGAAGGCAAGACCGUCUGUACCAUGACUUCCAACGAAGUAAUUCUCCUACUUAUCUUUCAUGUUAGGCAAGUGCAAGGGGUACGAGAAGGAGAUCUCACUCAAUUAAUGACGGAUGUGCUUAAAGUUCACGAACGGCGGUAUUUCCGCUUUUUGUUUUUUCUAAAGUCACACGGCGUCUAUUGAUGCAGUGACAAGAUCAUGCGAAAGGUACUUUGGCACAUCGGGGCAAGAAAUGCUGCGGCGGGGAGUGAUGACUGGAUGGAAUAGAAAUGAAAAUACAUUAUGGAAGAGCUCCGCAACGUUCGCGGAUGACAUCAGAUAUCGAAACAUGGAC
Molecule: messenger RNA, 1939 nt
Organism: Colletotrichum scovillei
Lineage: Eukaryota; Fungi; Ascomycota; Sordariomycetes; Glomerellales; Glomerellaceae
Exons: 3
Coding region: 68-1630 (520 amino acids)
Biological process (GO): transmembrane transport
Molecular function (GO): transmembrane transporter activity
Source: RefSeq, a predicted model, not a curated record